Messenger RNA from Chanos chanos (milkfish), 828 nucleotides. It is a transcript of the gene alkbh4, whose product is annotated as alkB homolog 4, lysine demthylase. Gene Ontology annotation, molecular function: actin binding; demethylase activity; oxidoreductase activity. NCBI's taxonomy places the organism in Eukaryota, Metazoa, Chordata, Actinopteri, Gonorynchiformes, Chanidae. The record is from RefSeq and is a predicted model, not a curated record. Gene Ontology annotation, biological process: protein demethylation; actomyosin structure organization. The transcript has 3 exons. Bases 1 to 828 code for a protein of 275 amino acids. Gene Ontology annotation, cellular component: contractile ring; midbody.
AUGGCUGCUACUGAGGAUAAAACUCCAGCAGUUUGUGGCUGUAAAGGAAUCAGAACAUGUCUGAUCUGCGAGCAACAGAAUGUUAAAAAGCAGUCAGUCAUCGCAAACAACGAGCAGAUUCAGUGCGAUUUUACAUACGACCCGUUGUCAAAACUAGCUGUCCGAAAUAAACACGGUGUCCAAGAAUAUCUUCCCUUACCCGGAAUACGUAUAUGGGAGAAUUUUGUCACGGAAGAUGAGGAGAAAGACUUGGUCACUGAGAUGGACCGAAACAUGUGGAGAGAUUCCCAGUCGGGUAGACGGAAACAGGAUUUUGGACCAAAGGUGAACUUCAAAAAGCGACGUGUUCGUCUAGGAGGCUUCAGUGGUCUUCCAGCCAUCAGCCGUAAACUGGUGGAGAGAAUGAAAGAAGAGCCGCUGUUAGCGGGAUUUCAACCGGUAGAGCAGUGUAAUCUGGACUACAGCCCAGAGAGAGGCUCAGCUAUCGACCCCCACCUAGACGACAGCUGGCUAUGGGGUGAACAUUUAGUCACUGUGAACUUGUUAUCUAGCACUGUCCUAACUAUGAGUCUGGAUGAGGGAACGGGAGAACCGGACAAGGAGGAGGUGAGAGUUGCCGUGCAUUUGCCGCGCAGGUGUCUAGUCGUUCUCUAUGGGGAGGCGCGUCAUCGGUGGAAACACGCCAUUCAUAGAAAGGACAUUCACAGCCGGAGAGUAUGCAGUACCUUCAGAGAACUUUCCGCGGAAUUUCUACCGGGCGGGGUGCAGGAAAAACUCGGUUCUGAGUUAUUGGACAUAGCCUUGAGCUUUAAAGGAGUUCCCUUAUAA